GUUGUUUCUGAGUUUGACGCAGACCAGACUAUUGUCUGAUUUUAUUCACGUGGAUAUGUUCUUUUUAUUUCACGGUAUCAAAGAGUGAAUUUUCCAGAGGGGAAAAUCAAGUUCUUCAUGAACUGAACUCACUAGACGGUAUACGGAACUGUAUUUUGUCACUUCUAGCCGCGUUAUUCAAUUUGGGGAUAUAAUUCUCUGUGCUGUCACUCAUCGUUCUUCCAUUUGAGUUACUAAGUGGUUGCUGUUUGUCUAUUAAUUUAGGUUCCUUCCCAUUUCUAAUGAACGAUCCUAGUAUAUCCCACACCUCGAGCUUCGAGCGCUAGCGCCCCAGCUGGGGCAAGAUUGACUAAUUUCGGUGGAACCUCUAAAGUUCCUUUAAGGAAUUUCGGGAAAAUGCAACUAAUGAACCUAGAAUCCGCCCAAAAUUUUUGGAGUUGUGAUUUUCCCUUAAUGAGGCGUCACUGCAUUGCAAAGUUCACAAAAGUCAAGUAUAUUUAGCUUGAGAAAUUAUGAAAUUCCGAAGAAUUUAUCAGUUAGGAAUUGUGGACGCAUAAUAAAAGUCAAUUAUCGGUUCAUAAAAGUUUUCAGGGUGAGGCUAUAAUUUAUGGACGACCUUUGGGCGACGCUAAAAUAGCCUUGAGGAUGUCCACCUACUGACUAUGGCUCAAUAACGGUUUUAAACCAGUCUGAAGGAUAAGGAUUGUAAUUUGCAGUUGGUGGUUAGGGAUAGUGAUUAGAUUGAGGGUUUUCACCACGAACUGACAUCAGUUAAAAUGUUAAGACGCUAUUUAGCCAAAUGUAUAGCUUCGCGCCGAAAUCCAAGACCUGUUAUCGUAAAUCGGAUUGGUUCGUCCAUAAAUUAUAGUCUCGCCGUUUUCAGUUAUGCAGUUCUACUGUUGUAGAUUUUACAGAACUAGUGAUUUUCUUUCUAUAGUCAUGAACAGUCCACUGGGAAUUAUUUGCCUGGUCGAUUUGUCGUAACACUGUCAGGACUGGUCUGCACCAUCACCCAGAUUGGCUAUACAUCAUGAAUGAGCGUUAGAUACGCCAUGUUUCUUAGGUCUCACCAGUCCUGGUAAGGGAUUGGUUUCCGAUCAAAUAUCAAGGGGUUUACACGGCAGGAAUAUGGCUGUGGAACAUGGUCGACAAGAGUUAAACGCAGACGUAGCGUUCCUGCUUCUCAUGUUGAGCGCCUCGAAAACACUGUUCAGGUGUUACAGGACGACCAGGUAAGCAACGCUGAGGUCAUACGCAGGGUACUAGGGAAGAUGGAAAAUCACCUGAUGAGGCCAUGUAUGUUCACCGGUUGAGAUGUUGCCGGCAUGUGUUACGUGUAACCAACCAAUACCGACCUCGUCAUGCAAUUUUGGCAAACUUAGAAAAACACCAGGAACAGCUAAACAAUGGUCUGAGGUCAGUUCACCAUGUCUCUGACUGUUGGUCUGAGCUAUGUUUGUAGACCACCUAGUUGGCAUCCGCACAAUAAUGCCAAACACUGGUUAUAGAUGAUGAGUGAUAUGGUUCAGACGCAGGUGUUGUAUGCUAGUGUUUCUCCACACACCUCUUCACCGAUUUUUUUAAAACCACAAUCUCAAUGUUUAUUAUGACUAGACCAUUGAGGAAAAGACAAAGUAGGGCUACAAGACUGUGUGCAUAGAAAUAGCGAUAUGUUUUAGAAUCCUCAGCCAUAAGUAUUCCUAUUAUUUAGUGAAUUAGUAAUGGUGUGGUUUGCUUUAAAGUCCGCAUUUUACAAAAAGCAUUUUAAUUAACGAACUGUGAAUCAGUUCGUCCUGGUUUAUUUCACGCUGUGAAAUGUGACCAUUAACGGUAGAGGAUACUCGUAAGUUACUAGUACUUGAUCACAGAUGUCUUGGAAACAUUGCUCGAAUCACCAGGUAAGUUAUAGUGAGGCUAGACGCAGAGAAUGAUGGUAGGUCAGUUGAUGAGGCUGUGAAUCUUCAUUGACUGAGAUGAUCGGGCCACGUAUUACGCAUGUUCAAUCACCGAUUACCACGGUACGCAAUGCUGACCAGUGUCGGGUGCGGACGGAACAAAGUUAAGGGCGGCUAAACCGAAACGUGGCAUCAGUCUUUGAAGUCACUAACUUCUGAUCUGAGCCAUGUUGGUAGAUGCAGAUUACUUGGUCGGGGUCCGCGCGACAAUCGUAAGUAGUAUAUAUAUAUAAGCAUUGAAGUUACUGCUUUCAUGAAUUUGGUGUUCAUCUUGUUGUGCUAAUGAGGUAUGGCAACUUGGACUGAUGUAUAUAUGUGCCUGGUCCUACCAACUGACCGUUAUGAGCAUUAUCCUUUUUCACCGAUUCGGAAUCAUUUUCCCGCUAGUUAUAUCUUGGGUGAAAAUAUAAGUCUUAUUAUGAGGCUCUUUAUGUGAUGUAAUAGAAAGUCAUUUGCUUUUAAAUGAGCCUGAAAUUCGUUCUCUGGACUCCAGUCGCUUUGGUUCUACACUACAGUGAUACCUGUUAUCUCCUGUCUUUUGAGAUUGCUGUCUUGGCUGAAUGAGUUACUGGUUCCGAAAUUAUUUUUCCCGUCAUGUAUUUAUCGUAAAGUCACCAAUUACAAACUUUUAGAAGCUUGAGGCUCGGUCUUGUGUUUGACAUUCAACCGUUUCCAUUUUGAUACUGUUUCGAGUCGUUUAAUAGCUCCUCCGUAGCUCGCGCAUUUUACUAUUGCUAUCAUCAACCAUCUUGUUACUUGGCAUUCUCAUUUCCUCAUUGUUAUGUCGGUAAUCGUCUUAAUAUUAUGCAAAUGGGAUUUAUGGAGAGAAGAAUGGACAUACACAGAUGUACUUAAAUAUACGUACAGACCCCUGUAUAUUCUCCCUUUAACGCGAAAGAUAUGGAAACCGAGGGAUUCCUAUACGUGUUAUGGAGUCAUCAACUUACACUAAGUAACUUUUUUUCCACGUUUCUCACUCCUCCCUUCUCUAAAGUAAACUAUCACCAUCAAAUGUGCGCAAACGUUUCAUUAAAGUCUACCUUACUAAAGAGCUUGCACUUUGCUUGAUUUAACGUGCAUUCAAGUCUAUGAAAUUGAACUGUUUGUUGACUGUGUAUUCAGAUUCAUUCAGCUAAGUCAUAAAUCCAGCAUUAUGUUGUUUAUAUAUCCGUACAUAGAAAUAUAUCGAAUUGACGUUAUGUUUACUGUCGACAUGCCUUAUCCCAGAAAUAUCUUAGCUAUAGUGGCGUUUUCUUUGUGAAAUAUUUUGUUUGAUAUAAAUUUAGAAAACGGACUAAGCUGGAUAAAGGCUUAGCAAUUUAUUGGUUAGUCCUUUCAUGUAACGUCCACUAGGAUUAAAGGUUCACAAACAGAAUGAUCAAAAGGUAAGGUUUUCAAGCGAAAGAACAGUGAUUUCAUUUGCUUUAUAAUCACUGUUUUUGCUUGAGAUAAGUCCUGAGGAAUAUAGCAUAAGUUUAAGUGAAUCAAGCAUUUGUAAAAGGAAAGAUAACUGUCCAAAAGUGUUUUUUGGGUAUAUUCAAAUAACUGUGGGGAAUAAUGAGUUGUUCGCAUCAGAUGAUGAAAAACGUUGUUCUUAGCAGUUACUUCUUCAAACUUAUUAAUAAAAUCAUUUCCGUUGAAACUGAUAAUUGUAACGUUUCAUCUAGAAAGUAAUAUGCGGAGAUCUGCAGCACCAAGUCGUACUAGUCAGUCUCAAGAUCUGUCGAUAAAUUCCAACCUCGUAAAGACGGCUGAGUACAAGUCAGUUUCACACUGUUCCUCAAGUCCUAAAAUGAACAUUACGCCUACAAAUUUUAAUUUAUCUCAUGCUAUGAAAUGUUCCAGGUAUUUCGAGGCUGUAUAUGCUAAAGCAUCGACUAAAAAGCAUAAAAAAUGGGAAGGGGAUGGUUUUGUAGAGGUUGAAGGUCGAAUCAUAAAGCUUAUCAAUGAAGAUUUGAAAGUAAUAGCAUCUGCUUCUGGUCAUAAAUUAGCUUUUUUAAAUGAAAUUGAUAUUGGUUCAGUUGUUCAUAUUGGGUCUUAUGAAGCAGAGCUUAUUUCACUGAUAGAGAAGCCACAGUUAAUUAAUCUUUCCUCAAAAUCAAAUGAUGGCACUGAGGCGUUACAUGCACCGGCAAAAAUUUCGACAAGCAAACCAAGCACAAAUCUCAGUUUCUCACCAAAGACGAAUUCCAAAUCAAAACUGAAUGAGUCCUGGGGUUCUUCAAACCAUCUGGUUAUGCCCAAGCCUCCUGCUAACUGCAUUUGGUCUCAGAAUCCCGACAACCUUCCUAUUGUGGAUGUAGUUUUAGAGUCGAAGUUUGCUUCACGUCUACAGCCACAUCAAUGUGAAGGUAUUAUUUUCUUGUAUAAAUGUUUAAUGGGAUUUCAACCGUAUGUUGCUUUAAAUGAAUCUGAUGCACAAAUUACUUAUGGAUGCAUUUUAGCGGAUGAAAUGGGUCUUGGUAAGACAGUUCAAGCUAUUGCCACCAUUUGGCUAUUAAUUAGACAAGGACCGUACGGAGGUAGACCGGUUAUUCAACGUUGCCUUAUUGUAACUCCAGGUACACUUGUUCAGAAUUGGCAAAAGGAAUUCUCCAAAUGGUUAGGUCGUGAACAGUUACCCGUGUAUUGUGUAGAUCAAAAUCAUUCUGUUAAAAAAUACCUAACAAUGUCCAGUGAUUCACCGCAGGUUAUUCUUAUGUCGUAUGAAAUGUUUCUACAGCAUACUAGUGAAAUCUAUGAAAUUUCCGACUUGGAUAUGGUUGUAUGUGACGAAGGGCAUAGAUUAAAAAAUUCCAAUAUCAAUACAACUAUGGCACUUUGUCGACUACGUGCACGUAGACGUUUACUAUUAACUGGGACUCCAUUACAAAAUCAUUUGAAUGAAUUAUGGUCAUUGGCUAAUUUCUGUGUACCAGGACGUUUAACUUCAAGUUUAGAAGAGUUUCGUCGUCAAUUUGUUAUACCACUAUUAAAUAGUCGUAACUUAGUACAAAAUGUUAAAAACAAUCUUAACAAUGAUGAUGAUUGUGAUUCUUGGAGUUAUACAAACUAUGAGAAGAAUUGUGAUGAUUUAGAAAGUCCAUCAGCCAAAUUAUUCCGACUAUUGAACAGUUUCUUUUUAAGACGCACAUGUGAUGUCAUUGCACCAAAACUAACUGAUAAAACCGAACAUAUUUUGUUUUGUCGUCCGAGUAAACUGCAAACCGAUUUGGAAGCUAUACUUACACAGUGGAUGAAUAAUGAAUUUAAUUUAAGUCGAUGUGAAUCUCUUAAAUUAUUCUCACACGAUGAUGAUUAUGAAGAUUUUGUUAAAUCUGUGGAAGGCGUAUCGUCAUCACGUUCAAAACACCAUAGUUCCAUUUUAUCAAUUAUAACAGCAUUUCGAAAACUUCACAAUCAUCCAUAUCUAUUAAGAAAUUAUUUAAUACAGUCGAAUUCUACACAAAAUCAAUCAGUUGAUCGUCUACCUACAAAACUGACUGCAGAUUUGCUCCGUUUGUUGAAUUCUGAACAUUCAAUAGUGGCACAAGAUCUCUGUUUUACAAAUCUAAAUGAAUUUAUUCAAUUAUCUGGAAAGUUUCAUGUUCUUUAUAUCAUGCUGAGACGACUGUUUGACAAACAACUGUCAUCUUCGUCCACAGUGAAUUUCCAGAAAAAAUCGCGACUAUCCAACAGUAAUAGUAAAAAUAGUUUACAUAUUAAUGAUCGUCUUGUAUUAGUUUCCAAUUUUACUCAGACACUUAAUCUUUUGGAGAAAUUAUGUAAUCUAGUCACUGGACAACCAUCUCUUCGAUUAGAUGGUCAGACAACGAAUAAACAACGCGCUGAAGUUGUUCAGAGAAUCAAUGAUCCAACAUCUCAUGAUCGUAUAUUACUGCUUAGUUCACGUGCGGGUGGAGUAGGUUUAAAUUUAAUUGGUGCCAAUUACUUAAUUUUGUUCGAUAUGGAUUGGAAUCCAGCAAAUGAUGCACAAGCUAUGGCUCGUAUUUGGCGUCCGGGACAAACUAGAUCGGUUAAUUUAUACCGGUUAGUAACAGCAAGUGGUAUGGAAGAACGUAUAUUUCAACGACAAGCAGCUAAAUUAGCUUUAACCAGUCAAACAUUAGUCAAUACAUCAAUGUAUAAUGAAAAUAUUUUGGAAUUUAUUGAGACAAAAAAGAAACCUGAUAAAAAUCUUGGAAUUCUUACUCGUGAUGAAUUGAAAGAAUUAUUUCUCCUUCCCAAUACAUCAUCAGGGUCAUGGACUCAUGAACUUAUUCAGUGUAAUUGUAAUCAGUCUCUAGAAAAGAAACCUUUCACCCCAAGUCCUUCUCUCUCAUCAUCAUCAUCAGACAUUGAAAACUAUGAUUCUGCCGAUGAAAUUGUAGUGAAGAGUUUUAUAGAUUAUUCUCAUGAACUUGACGAUAAAGAGAACAGAAAAGAAGAAAUUGAAUCAUCAGGACACACUACUGGUAUUAUCAAUGAUGGGAAUGAAGACGAUGAAUAUUCCAAUAUUAGAAUAUUUCAAUUAGGUUCUACAAAUCCACUUAUUACUGAGAGCUUGAAAUCACCCAAAUCCCAAUUCACCGAUUUGAAACAACAGUCAGCUUCAAUGCCAACGAAAACUCAUAAGUUACCAUCAUCUGAUUCACUUGGUUUUCUAUUGAAUUGGAAACAUUCUUUUUCAUCUGAACAAAUAGAUCAGUUGAAUGAUCGACUUUUAAUAACACAUCAAUCGGACCCUAUGAAAUCCUUAAUAAACUGUAUAUUUACACUAAAUUCGAAAGCAUCUUAAGUAUUUAGUAUUUUUUUAAGUUAUCUUCAUUAUAUCGAUUAAUUUUCUCACCUCUCUUUAUGCCUUUCUUGGAUAAUGACUUGAGUGUAUUCAUAAACAGUCCUAUUUAUAAUGCAUACCGUUAAGUGCUGUUUGUGUAUUGGGGAAGAUGUUCAUUAAAAUACAUGUUGUCCUUCAAUGAAUGAAAAUGUGGCUAUUGUUAGGUUUGUC
Schistosoma curassoni is the source of this 6942-nucleotide messenger RNA. Lineage: Eukaryota; Metazoa; Platyhelminthes; Trematoda; Strigeidida; Schistosomatidae. The record is from the annotation of a GenBank genome assembly.